This is a messenger RNA of Dermochelys coriacea (leatherback sea turtle), 2101 nucleotides long. RefSeq names its product WD repeat domain 61 (gene SKIC8). Lineage: Eukaryota; Metazoa; Chordata; Testudines; Dermochelyidae. The coding region runs from base 574 to 1491 and encodes 305 amino acids. Gene Ontology annotation, cellular component: Cdc73/Paf1 complex. Gene Ontology annotation, molecular function: protein binding. The record is from RefSeq and is a predicted model, not a curated record. The transcript is spliced from 11 exons.
AGUGGUGAAUGGCUGGAGGGAGCAGGCUGCUUGGCAGGCGCUACGUGGGCAGGAGACCAGGAGCGGGCGUCCGGGUGUAAAGUAGAGGCGAGGGGCUGGGAUUGGUGAGGCGCUGGAUGUGGCUGGGGAGGAUUUUCACGGCAGCGUUUUGGCUAGACGGGGGGCUGAAGUGAUGGGACUUUCCUAACUGGCCAUAGCCCCGCGUGGGCCUGGGUGGGCCUGUGCGCAGAGGCACUCGCCUGCCACCCUGGAUGGCCACCCACUGCGCCCUGCGGGCCAGGCCAGGCCAGCCCCACCCUCCUGAGUGCACAUGGCCCUGGGCUUGGUGGAGUCACACUAGGGGCGAACAGGGCCUGUGCGCUGCUCUUCCGAAAGGAGAAAGACGAGGCGGCGCCGUGGGGAGCCCCCGGGGCACGUGGAGGGCGGCUCGAGGGGCCUUCCCAGCCACAAGGCGGCAGCACGACGCCCUGGCCCCAGCCGCGUCUUCCUCUAUGAUCACUGAGGGGAGACAGGCACCGAAAUCGGCCUUUCUCUCUAUGAAUAUUCUUAUGCACAUUCAGCUUAUAUAAAGAAAUGACCACACAGUACAGUAUACUCUUCAAGCAAGAACAAGCACAUGAUGAUGCCAUUUGGUCAGUUGCAUGGGGAAAGAAUAAAAGAGAUGGUUCUGAAACGGUAAUCUCUGGAUCUUUAGAUGAUCUAGUGAAGGUCUGGAAAUGGACUGAUGAAAAAUUAGAUCUACAAUGGACUUUAGAGGGCCAUCAACUGGGUGUGGUAUCAGUAGAUAUCAGCCACACAGGGACCAUUGCAGCAUCCAGUUCCCUAGAUGCUCAUAUUCGUCUUUGGGACUUAGAAACUGGCAAACAGAUCAAGUCCAUAGAUGCUGGUCCUGUUGAUGCCUGGUCGUUGGCUUUUUCACCAGAUUCCCAGUAUCUUGCAACAGGAAGUCAUGUGGGAAAAGUGAACAUUUUUGGUGUUGAAACUGGAAAAAAGGAAUAUUCUCUGGACACUAGAGGGAAAUUCAUCCUUAGCAUUGCAUAUAGUCCAGAUGGAAAAUAUUUAGCCAGUGGAGCAAUAGAUGGCAUUAUCAAUAUUUUUGAUAUUGCAACUGGAAAGCUUCUGCAUACGCUAGAAGGCCAUGCGAUGCCAAUUCGCUCAUUGACGUUUUCUCCGGAUUCCCAGCUGCUUGUUACAGCUUCAGAUGAUGGAUAUAUCAAAAUCUAUGAUGUACAACAUGCAAACUUGGCAGGCACACUAAGUGGUCAUGGAUCCUGGGUAUUAAAUGUGGCAUUUUGUCCAGAUGAUACUCAUUUUGUUUCCAGUUCAUCUGACAAAAGUGUAAAAGUUUGGGAUGCUGGAACAAGGACCUGUGUUCAUACCUUCUUUGAUCAUCAGGAUCAGGUCUGGGGCGUGAAAUACAAUGGAAAUGGUUCCAAAAUUGUAUCUGUUGGAGACGACCAGGAAAUCCAUAUCUAUGACUGUCCAAUUUAAAUAUGCUGAGUCAGGUGUAUUGGUUAAUUAUCUAUGUACAGGUUUUCAGAAGUACUGCACUUCUCAUAUGUUGCCACUUAAAGAUGCUUCUGAUUAUUUUGUUAAUGUGAUGAUGUAUUUUACCAAUGCUGAGCUGAAUCUUGGAUUCUAUUGAUACAAUAGAAAAAUCACAUAUAAACCUUUAUGUAUAUUUUAUCUUUAUCACUUUACAUUUGGCAUGAAAGAACUCACUAUUUUAGUUGCAUAUAACUGCUGCUUUCUCUUAAGCAGUCUCGGGUACAUAUUUCCAAAUACAUACUGUUCCAAUGUGAAGUAACUGCUUACUUAAGCUACCUCCAUAUUUUUCUCUCCGGAACUAUAUAAAUAGAUUUGAAUCUGAAAUUGUUGACUGGCUCUGGCUAAGGCUUAAUUUAAGAAACAUUACUGGCUCUUACACCAUGUCUAUGUGUCAGACAUGGCAACCAGCAUGCUGGUUGCUAAACAGUUGUCCUGGUGAUGUGGGACAGGGUCAUUUAAGUUGAACAUAUUCUAGCACCUGUGCUCAAGGCACAUGGUUCACUAGUCAUAGUGUAUCAACUUUAAAUUAAAAAAAAAACCACCCCAAACUUAA